UCGUACUUGAUUGGAUCGCGGGUAAACUCAUGCUACCUAAAAACCAUCGGCAUCUAGUUCAGUUUGUAUCGUGCUAGGCGACGCGUAGUAUCAAAAUUAAGAAUUUCGUACCUUAGGCGCACGGUUGUAUGGAUGUAAACAGAAUAGACGAGAGUUCCGUAUUUCCGCAACGAAACGUCGUUUGAUAGUGCACAAGUACAAGAACAAUCGUUCGAUCUUUCACGAUCACUUUUACACGGAUAUUGUGAUUUCCCGAUCAAUUUUUUGCCUUCACGUAUAUCGUCUGUUAUUCGGACGUGACUGGUAGACUGUGGACGUUUACGCGAAAUUUAUAUUUUUGUAGUCCGUUGUUUUACAAAAAUCGAAGUUGAACAAACAUUUUCUAUCGUCCGUUAAACGCGAAACAAAAAGUUCGCGUUAUUCGCAUUCAAAGUUUCACUUUACUUCGUUCAACUUAUUUGCGCGCCUUCUAAAUACUUAAAAUCCGCAUCUAAUGGUUUAAUACCUGCCGGGUGAAAUAAUCACGAGGGAACAUAAUACUUUUUUUUUUUCAACGGACUCGAUCGCGCGUACAUACAUUGCGACGUAUGUAUAUAUGUGUGUACGCAUAUUUUAUUUUGCUUGGCUCGUCGGUUGUACACUUUAUUAAGUGGUACGAACGGUAAUUCUUCGUCCUUUUCGUCCUUCGCGCAAUAAAUAUUUGUUUGACUGUUUGAACGGUUGGAACCGUUAAAUAAUCGUUUCCCGUGGAAUUCUCGAAAGAAAGUCGUCUAAGAGAAAUUUCCGAGGAAAAUGAAGUUAGAAUCGCGUGGCAUUGCUCUCUCGAAUUGGUAUCGGCGAUCAUGGAAACGUCCGCUGGUAGGACCGACGGGAUCUCCGUUUCUAGACGCGACUUUGCUCACGCAGACUAGAUCCUGCCGAUGGUCCCGCAAAAAUAAAUCUGUCAGCUUUAUUAAACGUGGGACCUUUCGAGAUGAAGCAAUUAUAUCAAUGUCGGUGGGUGGGGAGGUAACCGACACUUCAAUUAUGGAAGUGGGCCGUUCAAGACCUCAAUUUCAGUAUUCCCGGGAGGAGUUAAUGAUAAUAAAAACUUUACCGCUGUCAAAGAGAAGAUCUGAGUUCUUAGAUAGUUCAUAUAACAAUUCAAGUGGUGUAUGGGAUCCUCUACGUUGGCAUUCGGGUAGAAAGCGGAGUGAGACACCGCCAAAAGAUGAAAGGACUGAACGUGGGGAUCAAGUGACUGAAAAUCAUGCGAAACGUCGUAACGGAGAUCCGCGGGAACGAAUCCGUAAAGAGCAAGAUGGCAUUGUUUUGAGCCCUCAACGUAGAAGUUUUAAUUCGGGUUGUUUCGUUAAUGUGAAUCAACCUUCCAAUCGACGCCCUGAGAGUCCAAUAGGAAAAACAGAGGUCAGCCACAGGGAACCUGUUCGACGAAUCGGAAGCGGUAGGAUUUUGACUCGCGACAUUUGGAAUUUUAGAGCUGAGAACGACAAACUUGAACCAGAACGCACGGAUUUUGCCUUUCGACCUGGAGCAACCGGGGGAACCUCUAUACGCGAUCGUGACAACAGAAAUACUCGUGAUGGAAAGGAUCGAGAGACUGUGAGAGAGAGGGAUCGGGAACGUGACAAUUUGCGUGAACGGGACGAAAGGAACGAGCGUUACGAACGAAGAUCUUUCGGUCGUGACUACGGAGACAGGGAGAGAGACAGGGAUCGGGACAGAGGUGUUGAGCGGAAUGAUCGCAAUCAUCAAUCAGAUCGUGAGAAAGACCGUGGGCGAGAACGGAGAUUCAGCAAUGAUCGUAGGCGAACUUACAGCGAGAAUCGCAGUGAUAUGGACGAGCCGGAGUGGUUCAGUUCUGGGCCGACGUCUCAACACGACACCAUCGAGUUAAGAGGUUUCGAGGAUAUUCCCGAAGAGAAAGCUGUGAACAACAAUAGCAACGCAAAGAACAAAAAGCAGACCGCGGUCCAAAAGAAACGCGCGAAAAAGAAUUCUUUGGAGAAAGAUGACAAGCAGACAGAAAAUUCCGCUGGCCCUAAAGGGCGUAGCACCCCGACUACGAUGGAUCAACCCAUGAACGUUGUGGCUGCACCUCAUUCGCCCAUUUCGGAACAAAGCGAAUCAUCUUCUCUCGCGCAGAAAACAAAUCAUGACACGAACGAAAGUAGUGUGACUGAACCGAGUUCCGAAACAACUACUAACUCAAAUAGCACCAAUCAAAAUCAGGAGAACUCGCAUCCCGAUUUCAAUCUCGAUGACUUCUUGAAGUCUGACACGUUUCCUGGUGUUCCUGGACUCUUAACUAAUGGCGUCGGUUCAAAUGGAGGAACUUGUUCACGAUUCAGUCAGUGGUUUAAAAGAGAAAGUCCGGUUCAACAAAUUGAUAGCCGCAGAACUUCUAUUCAGGACGAUAUACUGAACAAUCUCCUCAACGAUAUUACCGAGCCAAAUAUUCAGAUCCCAUCGGUAACCGAAUCUAACACAUACUUUGCUCCUAUUUCUCCUGCCAAUACGACCACGAAUGCUACUACGUCGUCUACUACUGGAGUGAAAUUGUUAGAAAUGUUACAACGUGGGAAUAAACCAAGUCAGAACGGCCAAGGGGAUGCGACAAGUACCGUUGUACCAUUAAUGAAGAAUGCGACUAUUAAAGAUAUGGAAGUUGGUGGAAAAGUUGUACACAGUCUGGAGGAUUUAGAGGCGCAUAUGCGAGGUGGUGCUCCACCGCCUACAUCUGCAAUUGAUCAAUCUCGUGUAAAUAAGACUGAAGAUCUCUCUGCUUUUAAAAAAUUGCUUGCGCAAGUGACUGGAGGACAAGCUAUACCAGCAGCGAAUGGUCCUAUUUCUCAAAAGCAACCGGUAACAUUAAUGCAAUUACUUAAUUCUCAACUAAAAACUCAACCAAUUGCUUCUCAGCAAUCGGUCCCAGAACCAAUUCACCCGACAUUCAAUCACGUUGGUUCUCUUGGACCAACUCAACAUCCGCAUCAAGCACAGAUGCAACAUGAGAAUUUAAUGAAAGUGUUACAGAUCCAGCAGCAGCAGAAACAGCAGCAACAACAGCAACAGCAACAGCACCAACACCAACAACAUUCUGACAUGCUGUCACUAAUGAUGGGUGGCCAACGAAUGUUGGCCGUGAGUCCUGUACCACCGGAAAUGCAGAUGAUGCUUAAUAGUGUACCUACGAGUCAAGAACUAUUACAGAGACCAGAAGCUCAAGCUAUUAUUCAGGGUCUUCAACAAGGAGAAAUAACUAGACAACAUCUGAUACAACAGUUGCAGAACCCAGCCAUCCAACACCGUCAUAGAGAAGUUUUAGUUAAUAUUUUAAAAAUGUAUGGUGGUACUACUCCGCGUACCGUAAGUCCACAUCCUAGUGCACCUACUCCUCAAGACCAUAUCUUGCAACAAAUGUUGUACCAACAGCAACAACAGAGAAUUCCAUCCCCCAUGAAUAGUGUGAUGCAGCAUAGAGUUCCCUCGCCGCGGGAGAUUGCUAUGCAUGCUCAGACUAUAAUGCAAAAUGCUCUAAUUAAGAAAAAGUUGGAGGAGCAUCGUAAUAAGCGGCAGGAUCAACAGCAACAGCAGCAACAACAGCAACAGCAAGCUCAACAGAGGACGACGAGUCCUGUUAACUCUCCGGCGAAGCAAACUAUGAGCCCAACGCCGCUCGCUUUUACCCCGACAUCAGUGUUACGUAAAAUGACUGCUGAUAAGGAACCUGAGGGUAAUAGUAAUGAUCCAUCAAAAUUGGCGAGCCAGUCGCAGGUAUCGCAGGUGCAACAGAUGCAAUCUGCAGUUCAGUUACUGACUCAAAGUGUACUUUCUCGACAUAAUGUAUUGCGGCCGCAGUCUGUACAAUCCACAUGGUCGAAUCCAAGUAUUAAACAACAUCCAGGUCGGCCAAUAGUGAAAGGUGGUGGUAACGUUGGUAACCAAUCCCAAUACAGCGGGAAUUCAGAUUUCCAACAACAACAGCAACAACAACAGCAUAGAACGGUUUCAAGCGUGUAUGGUAACCCUGCACGCUCCAAACAUACCAUGUCUACUACAAUGCCGCAUCACAAUGUAUCGCAAUACAAUAUUGCUCAAAAUUCAAUGAUAAAUCAAAGGUCAAACACUAUGAACAAUCAAAUGAAAGUGCAACAGGCCCAAUCGCAUCUCACAAAUAUGCAGCACCAACCGCAACAACAACAACAGCAACAACAGCAACAACGGACACUGAAUUCGCAAAUGCAAAUGGUUUUGAAUCAAAACUACAAUUCCAGUCGUACAGAUGGCCGAGUAAUGCGGUCACAGCAAAUAAACAUGCCCGUAGGUCGUCAAACGUCACCCGGUUUAGGAUACGUGGGCACGAAUGGUGGAGAUCUUUCACCGACUUCAAAUCAAUUGGCACGAUGGUUUAGUCCAGAACUUCUUGCCCAAGCACGGGCUGGUAAGCUUCCAGAGCUUGUCCAGACAAAUGUUUUAUCCUUGGAAGAACUAGAAAGACUUCAACAUGCAUCGACUACAGUGCGCAAUUAGAUUGAUAUUGUACCUUCUGAUAUUUACAAUUGCAAGCAGAGAGGACUUCAUUGGCAGUUAUUGUUCUAACGAAUUAAAUCUUUCAAAUUAGAUGGCUUUUCAUAUUAAACACACAGUAUGAAGAUUCAUUCUCAUUAAGAAAGCAAAAGAAGAAAGCGAAAGAAGAAGGAAAAGACUAUCUAAGUAACGGAAUAAAAAAAUUUUGUUUGCAUAUGCAAAGUCAUUUAGAUAAUAAACCUUAACGGGUGUAAGGUUUAGUAAAGUAAUAUAUAUAUAUAUUGGUCAGAAAUAUUUUUGGACACGGUACAGAUGAGUUGAAUAGUAUUUCCUUUUGUAUGGAAAGGUCCUCUUUUUUUAAGUAUCUUACGACUUAUUUGUAACAAAUUUUACAAAGUUUGCUAACUGUGAGGAGUUACAAUUGUACAGAGGUCGCAGAAUAAGAUGUAAGAUUGAAACUAAUUUAAAAAGAAAAUGAGUCUAAAUGAACAGCUUUCUAUGGAGAACAUUUGUUGCUUAUAAGACUGAGAAACAUGGAAAUUCUUACUAUUGACUACAAGGGAGAAAAAUACUAUUUCACUAUAUGCAUAGUUUCUAAAUGGCAGAAUAUAAAUAUUAUUUAUCUAAGCACAGACAGCAAAUUCAUCUUUUUAUUUAUAAAUUUAUUUAUAUUUCAAGGUCUAAAGUUUACAAACGAUUAAGGCUAAAAUUAUUCAAAUAAAAUUAUAGAAAUUUCAUAAAGUUUGCAAAAUUCUUUGGGCAAAUAGUAUCCUCAAAACCUGAUGAAAAAAAUUGCAGUUUACAGCACUUUGAAGUACAGUUAUAUAUACAGAGAAAAGUGUCAUAUAUUAUAUAAUACGUAUAUUAUUAUGGACAGUGCGAUCAUAUGAACAGAACAAGCAUACAAGUUAAAAAUAAUGAAAGCGAGCACUCAUCAAGUCUUGCAUAUAUUAAAAAAAGAAAUAAAUAUAUAAUAUAUACUUUGUAGAAGCGCGAGGGUACAGUGUUAUUAUCAUGUUUGGCAGCGGAGCUGGUUAGCAGAUACAAUGAAAAAUGCAUUUGCAGAAUUUAUGGAGAGAAAGAAUAAAUAAGAGAACACUUGUGAAAUAAAGAGAGAACAUUCCAUUGAUAAUGAAGCGACAAAAUAACUGAAAUAUGUACGAACAAAUUCAAAAGAUUUCAAAUAUCGAUAUGCCUGCCAACAUGCAUUUGCAUUCUCAUUAACUUGUUAUUUUUGUGAUUACAUUUUUCGUACAAUUAUAGUAAUUAUAUUUGGCCUAUAGAAUGAAUAAUACUAAUAAUAAUGCAGAAUUUUAUUUUCCUUUUCUUUUCUUCGCUUUUUCUGUUCUAUCGUUGAUGAUUAAUUCAUAAUGGAAUCUCGCGUCAGUUGCACGAAGCCACUAUUUCCAUUGAUUUAUGAAAAAUGAAGUUACUUGUAUAAUUUAGAAUAUUUAUAAAUCGAGAAAAGGAGUGUGAAUAAAUGACCGUAAACAUUAAAACGCAUGAGAAACAUUGUAUAUUUCUAUAUAAAUUUAUCCACGGUCUUCGUUCCGGUUUACGCGAUACUCGUUAAAUAAAAUUCAUUAUUUGUCUCUUUAAUUUAAAAUUCGUCUCAUAAUUUGCAUAAUGUUUUAUAAUAAUAUUCCGGAUGUCACUGCUUACAAAUUCUGUACGAUUCCAUGCAAACAAUUGCAUAUAAAGUACUUGAAAUUUAUAUGUAGAUUGCGUUUAUAAAAAUUUAUUGUGCAGUUUACAAUAUUGUACAUUAAAUGUUGAUUACAAAAAUAAUUUGUAAUAAAACGAUUGUGUUACACGGCAUAAAAAAAAGAGCAACUUAAUCAGACUUCAAUAUAACAAUCAACAAUACUGCGCUGCGCUGUAGAUUCAAUCUUAUACUCCAUGGAAAAGUUUGAUUAAAUGUUUUGGCUCUCUCCAAGCAUGUAAUUUUUAUUUAAUUAGCAGACAAAAAUUAGUGAAAUAUGUAAUAUAUUAUUCAGUACAGUCAGUGAUUAUGUCAUUCAAAACUGUACGGUUUUGAAUAUUUUCAUUAUUUUGAAGUUUUCUAUACACCAAUUUGGAUCAUACUUUUCAUUACCUGAUCUGUUCACUAUUUAAACUUACAUACCGCGUCCAUAACUGUGCAAACCAUACUAUCUAAAAGAUGCAAUACAAGUACUGCCAACAACAAAU
Messenger RNA from Nomia melanderi (Alkali bee), 6720 nucleotides. RefSeq lists its product as uncharacterized. The record is from RefSeq and is a predicted model, not a curated record. Gene Ontology annotation, biological process: negative regulation of translation. Gene Ontology annotation, molecular function: mRNA binding. Gene Ontology annotation, cellular component: nucleus; cytoplasm. NCBI's taxonomy places the organism in Eukaryota, Metazoa, Arthropoda, Insecta, Hymenoptera, Halictidae.